UUUUCUAAAAAGUUGGGCGCUUGCUCUUUGCUAUGCCACAAGUUAUGACAUGGCUCUCGUGUUGGGACGAAUUUAAUUUAAUUUUUAUUUUUUUCGGUUAAUAAAUACCAAAAAUGCCCACAAAAUGCUCACAUCUGGCCAAUGCUCCCAUUUUUACCCCCAGAUAUAUCAAAUGCUCACAAAUGUGAGCAAAUGCUCACACAUUGGUAACACUGGUGCUAAAUAAAAUAAAUAAAACAAAUUUCUGUUAAUAAAUAAUUAUUAGGAGAAUUAUUAAAAUGAACAUUGAUUACGAAGACAUUUUUGACGACGACUUAGAAAUCCUUGAAAUAAUCCAAAAUGGGAUUCCAAGGAGAGUCAUCCAGCGCAAGAAUCAUUUCAAUGAAAUGAGCCCCUAUACAUUCUUCCGCAAAUUUCGUCUUUAUAAAGACACUGCAUUGCGUGUUUUGGAACAAAUAGAGCCAGAACUUGAAUAUCCCAAUAAUAUGAACAAUAGUGUAUCUCCUAUCAACCAGUUUUUGAUUACAUUGAGAUAUUAUCCUACUGGGGGCCAUCUAAACUUUUUAGCUGAUUUUGGAGGUAUGGAUACUUCUACAGUAUCGAGAAUAAUUGUCCGAGUGUCAGAAGCAAUUGCAAGGCUUUACCCUCAAUAUAUUGAUAUGCCCCAACCACAAAAUAUUAUAGAUGAGCAAAUUAAGUUCCAUGACAUUGCUCGAUUUCCAAGAGUUCUUGGAGUUGUCGAUGGAACACAUAUUAAGAUACAAAAUCCAGGUGGAGAUGAUGGGGAAGUAUUUAGAAACCGCAAGGGUUAUUUUUCUAUCAAUACCUACUCAAGUAGUAUGUGAUGCUGAUAUGAAAUUUGUGGAUGUUGUAGCAAGAUGGCCUGGAUCUGCACAUGAUGCUACGGUCUUUAUGAAUAGUAGAAUAUGUGCACAAUUCGAAAACAGACAAUAUCGAAAUGGUUUGCUUCUGGGAGACAGUGGCUAUCCGUUACUACCAUUUUUGUUGAACCCCUCGAAAAUGCAGUCACAGACCCUCAACAAUUAUACAAUGAAUCUUUCAUCAGAAUCAGAAACAUAAUUGAAAGAGCAAUCGGAGUGUGGAAAAGUCGAUUUCCAUGCUUAGCAUAUGGCAUGCGCAUAAAAACACAAACUGCUUUGACUGUAAUAAUAGCCACUAGUGUCCUACAUAAUAUCGCUAGGGCGAUGAACGAACCAGAACCCCCUGUAUUGAAUGCAGAAAGACUGAAUUAUUUUAUCGACAUUGGUCAAAUGGAAUAUCGAGUAGGUCGUUUAAAUAUUCCAGCAGCAGCACACCCGAUUCAAAAUGAUAUUGUUAAUAACUACUUUGGAGGCAUUUAA
Ceutorhynchus assimilis (cabbage seed weevil) is the source of this 1361-nucleotide messenger RNA. NCBI's taxonomy places the organism in Eukaryota, Metazoa, Arthropoda, Insecta, Coleoptera, Curculionidae. The record is from the annotation of a GenBank genome assembly.